AAUUAACCUGACUGUAUAAGCCUCCACACACUUGUGUUCAACUUGUUACCGCAUGAAUUUCAAACCUGCAUUACGGUAAUGAGUAGAAGACUAGUGGAGAGCCCUCGUCUCGCUGUUCUCUGCUCCACACAAACCCUCACAUUCAUGCAGGCAGCAGUCAGUCAGCAGCAGCAGACAAACAGAGGGGGACGAAGGACGGCACAGAGAGAGAGAGAGAGAGAGAGACAGGCGCUCUCAUCAGUGACGGGCUCCCCGGCUGCGUGGACAGAGCUGUGGCGCAGGAGGAGCAGAGGAGAGGUGCAACGGGAGGACAAGCUGCCUGGAAAAAAAAGCAGAGCAAAACAAAGGAGCAAAACGAGAGAGGGAGGGGGAGAAAACAACGGAGAAGAGAGAUCACUGAGAGGGGGAGAGAGAAGUCAGAGAGAGAGAGAGAGAGGACCAAGCUGGAUGAAGCUGACAAGGACACAGAGGGAGGAAAGCGCGCAGAGAAGCCUUUCCUAACCGGAGGAGAGAAGUGAAGGGACUGCGUGCACAAAGUGGAAAAGAAGAGGAGGAAGAAGAAGAAGAGGAAGGAAAAGAGGGGAGCCCGACAGGAGGUCGAGCUUUGGGGGCUUAACUGACACGACAGUGAAGAGGAGGAGGAGGAGCGUGAGGGCAAGUUGAUGGAUUUGAUUUGGGCAGAGUAUUUUUAGAAGGAGGAGCGGAGACACGAGAGGAAUAUUGAGAGAUGCUGUGUUUGGAGAAAAAAAAAAAACUAGAGGAAAAGAAGGAGAAGAGAGGGAGAGCUGCUGAGAUCAGAGUGUGACAGAACAGAUUAUCUCUGGUUGUGUUUCCCCACAGGAAAACCGGCAUGAGUCUGUGUCCGCGUACGCGCAUGGAUGCCUCCAUGUGAAAGUGUGUUGUAGCAUCUCUAGUUUCUCACUGUGGCUGUGGUGCUGAGGAGCAGGUCCGCUACAAGAUGAAGCUACCCCCGCAGGACCUGAUGACACUGGUUAGAAGAACCAAGUGGGGGGAGAGACGGGGAGCAGACCAGUGACAUCCAGGGGAAAGUGAGACCACAAAGUGAGGACAGAAAACAAAUGGGCACGGGAGGACUUCUGUGAAUUAAAUUAAAGCUUGUACUUAAUAGUGACAAGGAACUGAUUGCCGCCUCUGGCUGCUGAAUGCCUCUGCAAGUCAGUGAAGCCAAAAAAACACACACACGUAACUCGGAGGAAGAGAAACCACAGCGCUGGAACAAGGCAAGCUCUGCUCUAACAGACUGCAGCACACCAACCAACUCCCUCUGCUGUCGUCUCAUUAUUUUAAUUACCUUCCCUUCUUUCAUUUGUUUUUUGUCCUUUCUGCUUAGCCCAUGGUAUUUUGUAUUCUACCCUCCUCUCUCCCUCUCUCUCCCCCUCCCUCUUCCCCUUGCGUUUGCUCUCUGUGUCUCAUCCUCUCUUGUUCACUGUCACACUAACUGCGGUGGAUGCUGGAGUCACUCAUGUAGAAGCCACCUUGCUUGGAGCGCAUUUGCUUAGCAGAUUUUUUCUUUCUUCUUCCCCUGCUUGGAUGAGUUGGAUGAUUGGAGCACUCUCAGAUCCAGAGAGCAGGAGAGAUGACCAACAAGUAGCUGCUGCUGAAGGCGUCAGAGACGACUUCAAAACACAAAUAUUGCGCCAAGGGUUACUUCUGCGUGUGCACGCGGCAUAUUUACAGUUAAAACCGCAUGGGUCAUUAAUAUUUGUAAGGUCAAACACAUAUCCAGGUGUGGACUACAGUAGUGGAUUUAUCCUGGAGCUACAUGUGGGCCCCAGCCCCUGAGGCCUGGCUGGGAAAUGAAGCCUUUCCCGCGGCUGUAGGAGCACUGUGGGCAGCUAUGGCCCUGGAGGGACGAUGUCUCCGGCGGGGAUCCCCGGCCAUGAUCAGAAAAGGUCGUCAGCGGCGUCGUACAAAGCCAACUCUGGCACGGGUCACUUCCACUCUGCUGUCAAGGACACGCCUGCACGGCCUGAGGCAUGUUUGCAUCCCUGGUGGCUCUGUGGGCCGCAGGGCCUUCUGGUUACUGGCCUUCUGCACCUCCUUGGGGCUGCUUUUAUCUUGGUCCUCCAACCGCCUGCUCCACUGGCUUUCCUUCCCCACAUACACACGGGUCCACGCAGAGUGGGCCAAAGAACUGGCCUUCCCCGCAGUCACUAUUUGUAACAACAACCCUAUUCGCCUUUACAAGCUCACCAAGAGCGACCUGUAUUUCGCUGGCCAUUGGCUUGGCCUGCUGCUGGCCAACCGGACAGUGAGGCCAAUGGUUCUGGACUUGCUUCAAGAGGACCGUCAGGCCUGGUUCACGAAGCUGUCAGACUUCAGGCUCUUUCUGCCACCCAGAAACUUUGAGGGAACCAACCUGGAGUUUAUGGAUAGACUGAGCCACCAACUGGAUGACAUGCUCCUCUCAUGCAAAUACAGAGGAGAGCCAUGUGGCGCGCACAACUUCUCUUCUGUGUUCACUAGGUACGGGAAGUGUUACAUGUUCAACGCUGCAGAGGAGGGGAAGACGCUUCGCACCACAAUGAAGGGAGGGACGGGAAACGGCCUGGAGAUCAUGCUGGACAUCCAGCAGGAUGAGUACCUGCCAGUCUGGGGGGACACAGAGGACACAGCCUUCGAGGCAGGUGUGCGGGUGCAGAUCCACAGCCAGGCGGAGCCCCCAUUCGUUCACGAGCUGGGCUUCGGCGUGGCCCCCGGCUUCCAGACUUUUGUAGCCACACAGGAGCAGAGGCUGACCUACCUGCCUCCCCCGUGGGGAGAGUGCGAGUCAAAGGCUCUGGAGUCGGGCUUUUUCCAGGUCUACAGUGUUACCGCCUGCAGGAUUGACUGUGAAACACGGUACAUCGUGGAGAACUGCAACUGCAGGAUGGUGCACAUGCCCGGUGAUGCUUCUUACUGCACACCUGAGCAGUACAAAGACUGCGCUGAGCCUGCCCUCGCUAAACUGUCAGCAGUGGAGAGCAGUAACUGCAUGUGCAGGACGCCGUGCAACAUGACCCGCUACAACAAAGAGCUGUCCAUGGUCAAAAUCCCCAGCAAGACUUCGGCCCGCUACCUGCAGAAGAAGUUCAACAAGUCAGAGAAAUACAUCACAGACAACAUCUUGGUGUUGGAUGUGUUUUUCGAGGCUUUGAACUACGAGACCAUCGAGCAAAAGAAAGCUUACGAGGUGGCAGGUUUGCUGGGUGAUAUCGGUGGUCAGAUGGGUCUGUUCAUUGGAGCCAGUAUCCUCACCAUCCUAGAGCUGUUUGACUAUGCUUAUGAGGUGGUGAAAGACAGACUACUGGAUUUACUGAGCAGAGAGGACGAGGAGGAGAGUCAUGGAGAGGAUGUGAGUUCCUGCGAUCCGGUCGCAAACCACUCAGAGUCCAUCAGCCAUACUGUGACAGUCCCCCUGCAGACAACGCUGGGCACCCUGGAGGAGAUUGCCUGCUGAGGCCCUCCCCCCUUCCCCUCAGAGCCAGAGGCUGCCUCUACUGGGUGGCGCUUCAUCCUCUGUUAGGGCAUCCUGUAGGACCUUAACAGGGGAAGGGAGGAGACGGGGACAAGAACAGAAGCUGGUCUAAGGACAGCGCUGCGCUCUGUCACACCGCCCUGUCUGAGGCACUAAUGGGGAUUAAGGAGCUGUCGGCCGGACUUAUCGGCCCUCUCUGUCACCCUGCACUGUACUGUAGUGGGAGGGUGGCCUCCGCUGUGUCAGACCUACAGGGGUCUGUGUCUCCACACAACCGCACACAGAAAAUCAGAGUGGGUGGGCCAACUACCCAUAAAGGGCGCUCAUCCCUGUGCAGCAUAUCUAUGUAACAAACACAUCAUGUGUCGGUCACUGCCAAAUGAACUGUACAAAAUUGGUUUUGAACUGUCCAAACUGCAUGCGUCGCUCUAUCUUGCUCUCUUUGCUGAUGCAUACGCUGGACUGCAGUGUUGCUUUACUGUACAUGUGUGCCAUUUGUCUCUCUAUCUGCUGGACAGGCCUGUCACAAGGGCCCGGGUGAGAUAUCGAACUUUGAAUGUACAGAAUGAACAUAUGGUUGUUUAAAAUCAUAGUUCAGAUGUGACCAAUCCUUAGAAAAUCUACUCUAAUGAGCAAUUUAUCAUUUAUUAAUUAAUUAUCUUGAAGGGUUAGGGGUUGGUGAUGUGUGUAUGUGUGUGUGUCCUGGGCAGGGGGUGGGGGCUGAUGAUUAUGCUUUGUUUACUGAAAACUGACUAGUGAAAUCUGAACAUUUUGCAGCCUGCAUUUUGCAUAUUUUGUUCACCUGUCGGUUUCAGUUUAAUCAGUUUACUAAAGGGCAUGUUUGCUACGUGACUCCCCGGGUUCUAAGCUGUUCUCUACAGGCAUCUUUAAAGGGAUGUCAUACUCUUUACUGUUAAUUUAUGUGAAUAAAUGACUGGCUUCUGGCUGCUUCGCCUCACCACAGCAACGAGCUAAGUGAGGUAGAAUCUGAAUUUAUUUCCCUGCCAGACAGCAAGACGUGUACAAAACACUGCAGCAAAUGAAUAUGCCCAGGGUGUUGUUAAACCAUUAUUUCAUUAAGAGAAUGUCAGGGGCAUAUUUCAGACAGUUAUUACCACUUUAUAGGAGGAGGGUGGAUGGCAUCGUAUUGGCCUUCACAGAAAAAAAAAAAAUUCAACAAUGAUUAUAAAAAUAAUAACAAAAGCACCAUGUGGAGGAUUCAGCCAGGAGGGUUUUUUUAAGGAUACAGGGUCUGCUGUGUUAUGGUGUAAAUAUCUGUGUUUUAUUUUUCUCAUAAAAACGGGUACCAUGCAGACAUGCCGAAGCAGAUCUAAUUUAAAAGAACUUUGGUAAAACAUCAACUCUAGGUAAAAAACAAAACAAAACAAAAAACAAGUGAGUACAUAUUUGUCAUAUUUUUUCAUAAUGUUACUCAAUCUGCAGCUCUGGGUAGGUGAGAAUGUUAUGUAACAGGCAGUAGCAUUAUGGGGUAGUUGAAUGUCAUGUUAAAAAUGAAAGACACACUCUGCUAUGAGCACCAGGCAUCUUUUUCAGUACAGGUUUAGCUUCAGUGUCCUCGGAGGCAACAGUUUCAUAUAUGUGGCUUUACACCAAAAGCUUGUGUGAGACCAUGUGGAAGAUUAAAUGUAUCUGAGUUUUUUUUUUCUAAUUUCUGGUCCAUGAUCAUCCUAGCAUGGUCUCUGUCAUCAUGGUAAUGUACAUUACAGGUAGGAAUGAAUUCAAGUGCUUUGUGAGACUGUUUGAAUUAUGAUUUCCCAUCUGUGGCUCAACCUGCUGUCUCUGUGUACUAUCUCAUGUUGUGGCUUCAGAAGAACACAAUCCUCGGCCGACCUGCAGAGGAGACAUACGUACAUGUCUCGCUUCUCUUGGUGGUAACGACACUGGCUGUUUCUUCGCUCUACUUUGGCUUCAGUCGACAACGUUUUUUUUUUCAUUUUGUGAUGCAGCAUACAGUGUGUGUUUUUAAUGUGAAACAAUUAAAUUAUAAAGUUGUUUUGCA
Larimichthys crocea (large yellow croaker) is the source of this 5498-nucleotide messenger RNA. It is a transcript of the gene asic2, whose product is annotated as acid-sensing (proton-gated) ion channel 2. The transcript is spliced from 10 exons. Gene Ontology annotation, biological process: sodium ion transmembrane transport. Gene Ontology annotation, cellular component: plasma membrane. Gene Ontology annotation, molecular function: ligand-gated sodium channel activity. Lineage: Eukaryota; Metazoa; Chordata; Actinopteri; Sciaenidae. Bases 1784 to 3460 code for a protein of 558 amino acids. The record is from RefSeq and is a predicted model, not a curated record.